AUGAACAAGUCAAGGAAGAGGAGAGAGCGAAGUGAGGACGAGCACAAGCCCUCGGUAGAGGCGGAAGAGCAGGGAAGGGACAUGUGUCGCAUGCCGAUAGACUUUGACAAGGUAAAGAAAGCGUUUGAUCGGGAUGGGCUUGUGAUCGUUCCAAUCCUCACCGCCGACCAAUGUGACGAGCUCAUACUUGAGCAAUGGCGCAACAUCAUUCUGCAACAACCUUGGAAGGAGGAGCACAGGAUCCGAAUCCAUGGCAGUGACGGGAGACUGCUGGACUUGAAGUUGCCGGAUGACCGGAGAGAGUUUCUUGACAUCGUGAAGAAGCCUCUGUCGAAGCAGAGACGAGAAGAGUUUGAGCAAGGCUGGUGCCUGCACAGAGGGUUUGGCGCAUGCUGCGAUCCGCAGUCCUUUCACUCCCCUCUGGUGUGGGCGAUCAGGCAGGACCCGCUGCUCUACCGGCUCGCUUCCACCAUCUUAGACAGGAAGGAGCUGUGGGUGGACAUCAACCGCUCCAUCCAGAAGCUGCCGGGGCAGGGAGAGAAGAAGUUUCUGCACUGGGACAACAAUCCCUUUGCAGUCAGUGACGCGCAGGUCAAGGUUGACAGUGUGUGUGGGAAGGUUUGCUACACGUCCUCACGCUUUGUAGCUGUGCUGGGCACUCACACGCCUGAGUUCCACAAGGAGUUCAGAGAGACUUACGGCAGGUUGUACCCGCACGUGAAGGAGAGCGACAGCAAGUUUGCGCUCGAUCAUCAGAAAGAAGAUCCUCUCCUCCUCUUUCAGCGACAGCAGACCCUCCCCGUCCCUGCCGGCUCCCUCGUCUUUUGGCAUCCCCAGCUGCUGCAUGGCCAAGCCAAGACCCCUCUCAACGACCCGACGGAGUACGGGUGCUACCUCGGCUACUUCCCGGCUGGCGCCCGAGCUGCUUACAAGCAAAAGUGCGGUGUGGAUGAGCUGGAAGACCGACUGUCUUCCUACGAGCUGGGUAAGGCGCCAAAGCUGUGGCCGAGUUUGGACGCCAUUCACUUCUUUCCCAAGAGGUUCCUCAACUUCCCUAAGAUCCUUGAGAGCUACGUCAACAAGCUUCCUCCCGGCCACCCUUGGAUCAAAACGAGAAGAACCUUGAAAGGCAGUGAAGCCCUCACGCUUGAGCCUGUGCUCGACCCCCAGUACUCGCCCCCCCCUCUCUCCUCGCUCGGUCAGCUGCUACUUGGCAAGAAGCCUUGGUCCGGCCAGAAUGACGACGUACAAGGCGACCAGUCGUGCAAGAAGAAACGGAAGAAGGCUCAGGAGCCUCGAGGCGCCAUGGACGAGGUCAUGGGAGGGGGAGCAGGCGGGGAGGGAGGGUGCGGCUACAACAGUCUGAGCGUGGAGGCGAGGAGGCUCGACUGUCUUGGCAACAAGGUUCUGCUGGUCACGAAGGAGCAGCGGGGCUACGGGCUGCGAACAGACUUGGAGGUUUACGCGCAGGGGCUGGAGGAGCUCAAGUGGGAGGUCAGGAAGCAGGAGCUCGUGCGGCUGACGGCCGGAGAAGCUGGUGGACGCAAGAGACCGCAUCCUUCACUCGCAGAGCUGAGGGAGAACUUGAGAUGGUGCAACGUGAUGGUCGGGUUCGAGUACCUGGGCGACAGCAGCACGUGGACGGCAAUCGAGGAAGAGCAGAAGCAGCGGAAAGAGGACGGCGGAAGGAGGAUGAAGAUAGUAUUUGUACCUAACCUCGAGUAUUGCAAGGAGAGCAACGAGGCGACGAGCGACACGAUGAAGCAUCUGAAGCAAGUGGAUGUGAUAGUCGCCAAGACUGAAUGUGUCUUUCACCGCCUUCACCGCCUCUUCCUCCUCCGAAAGUUUUCAAGUGGUCUAGGCAAUCUGCUCCUCAUCCCCCACACGUCGAUGCUGCAGGUGCCGGCGAUCGAGAGAGACACGAGGAGGAGGAAGGGAAUCAUUCACUUUCACGGGUUCUCCAAGUCCAAGAACUCCCUCGAGAACUGCAAGGCUGCUUCCAUCCUUCUCCGCCGUCACCCUCAAGUUUUUGACCGCCUGGUCGUCAAGUGCUCAAGGGCUGGAGGCUGUAAAGUGUGCGACAAGAUCCGUCGAGCUCUGGGAGAAGAGCCAAAGCUUCACUUCAUAGAGCAAGAGCUCAGCGACGAGGGCAAGUUCUCUCUCUACAACUCCUGCAGACUCGCCUUGUGCGCCUCCUCCUCCGAAGGCUUCGGCCAUCACGUGCUGGAGGCCGCGGCCUUGGGCUGCCAGGUGGUGACGACGGACGGGAUGCCGAUGAGGAGCAUCCUGAGGCAUCAGGUGGCGCUCGCAAGGCCGCAAGACGAGAGAGGGAGGAGCGUCAACCUGGGCUUGACCUUCACUGUGCGGAGCCAAGAGAUCGUAAGAGCCGCGGAGGUUCUGCUGCAAAAGACGUACAAGCCCGAGGCCUGCCAGCAGAACCUGCUCCUCCGCAUCCGAGACUUCCGCGAACAUCUCAACCACCUCGUCCGCCUUCGCUCGCAUCCCUCCUCUCCACCAUCCUGCUCGUGCUCUCAGCAUCGUGAGCCCAUCUUGGAUAUCGCAAAGUGCCCCAAGUGCGGGAAGCGCAUGGUAGGGGAGCUGAGGCCGGUGAAUCAACAGGCACCAGAUCGAGUGUUCCUCUUGUGCCGCGACUGCGACUAUGAGGAGAAAGCAGAAUGA
Molecule: messenger RNA, 2679 nt
Organism: Guillardia theta CCMP2712
Lineage: Eukaryota; Cryptophyceae; Pyrenomonadales; Geminigeraceae
Exons: 1
Coding region: 1-2679 (892 amino acids)
Molecular function (GO): glycosyltransferase activity
Source: RefSeq, a predicted model, not a curated record